Lactuca sativa (garden lettuce) is the source of this 1104-nucleotide messenger RNA. RefSeq lists its product as uncharacterized. NCBI's taxonomy places the organism in Eukaryota, Viridiplantae, Streptophyta, Magnoliopsida, Asterales, Asteraceae. Gene Ontology annotation, molecular function: zinc ion binding; nucleic acid binding. The record is from RefSeq and is a predicted model, not a curated record.
AUGAUAGUAGCUUCAACAUCCAAUCCACCUAAAGAUAGUCCGUACCCCCUUCAAUGCCCAAUGAUAACCUCAUCAAAUUACAAUAUAUGGUCGAUCAAGAUGGAAGCUAUUAUGGAUGCCCAUGGGUUGUGGGAUACCAUUGAGCCACCAACCGGUGUGGUUGUGGAUGAGAAAAAGAGCAAGCAAGCUCGAGCCUUUAUCUUCCAGUCGAUCCCAGAAAAGAUGCUUGCACAGGCUGCCAAGAAGAAAACAACCAAGGAGGCUUGGGAUUCUCUAAAGUCACGGUACGUGGGUUCAGAGAGGGUCCAGAAGGCAAGGUUAUGGGUACUAAAGAGUGAAUUCGAAGCACUUCAAAUGAAGGAGACAGAGACCAUAGAUGAGUAUGUAGGGAAGAUAUCAUCCAUGAUCUCAAAGUUUGGAAGUGCAGGGGCAAUAUUAGAAGAUGAAGAACUGGAGGCAAGUGGGCACUUAAAGGCUUAUGAAGACCGACUUCAACUCCGGAAGGCAAACUCAAGUGGUGAUAAUGCCUUGUUACUUGCAAAGUUGGAAGGUUCCUCAAGCCAUCGCAGUCCAAGUAAGACUGGGGGUCGGGGGAGAGGUGCAAGUAGUGACAGAGGUGGAAGGAGCGGUACAUGGGGUCGGGGGUCGACUCGUGGAAGCGGCAGACGCUGGGGUGGUAGUUCACGACAGGAAGCAAAUAACUCCAAUCGGAAGCCAAGAGAAAAAAGCCAUAUAAGAUGUUACGAGUGCCAAGAACUUGGCCAUUAUGCUUCCGAAUGUAAUGCCAAGAAGCACCAAGAUCAGGAGGUGAACUUAGCUGCAGAUGAAGAUGGACCCGCUUUACUGUUAACUGUACAUGGAGAAGAAAAUACAAGUAUGGUCCUUCUGAAUGAGGAGAAGGUGUAUCCAAACCAGUUAAAAGAAAAGGAAGAUAACAACAUGUGGUACCUAGACAAUGGGGCUAGUAACCAUAUGACUGGUUUUAAAGAUUUAUUUGCUGAACUAGAUGAAAAGGUGACUGGACAAGUAAGAUUUGGAGAUGGGUCUAAGGUUCCUAUCAAGGGGAAAGGCACUCUACUAUUUGAUUGCAAAAAUGGUGAUUAG